GACCUCGUGUAUGAUAAAGGCUGCAAUGAAACCCGACGUCAUCAAAAGGAAACACCCAGUACGUCAUUUAGUGAUACCGCCCACAGUUUUGACACUGGGAAAAUGGCGACGAGUGUUUUACGGUUCUCCCUACGACCCAUAGUCAGGAACGCGGGCCUGCUUCGUCGUAACAGCGAUUCGAAAACACCAUAUCUAAACAGGACGGCGCAAAUCAGAAGUGUGGUUUCGUCGUCGUCGGGUGCAAUCCUACCGAAACCGGAUAAAACGCCCUUUGGUCUCAUUCGAAUGACUGCAGUGGUGGUGCCAUUCCUCUAUGUGGGAACUCUGAUCAGCAAGAACUUUGCCGCUCUCUUGGAGGAGCAUGACAUCUUCGUCCCGGAGGAUGAUGAUGACGAUGACUGAACUGAUUUAAGACAUGCUGAUAUAUGUGACCUUAUGGUGCAUUGCUGAGUGGAAGAAUAUCAUAAGGCAAAAGGAAAAUGAGGAAGAUGAGCGACACAUGUCCUUCCUUCCAUCCAUCUACCUCUGCCCAUCUCACUCCUCUGUCUUUUUGUGUGUCACCUAAACAUCCAUUUUCUAAUUCGCUUAUCUUCACAAGGGUCACGGGCUUGCCGGAGCCUUCACCUAAACAUAUUUCAAUAAUUCACAUAUCAUGUGAAACUGACAUAAAGGAAAGCCUUCACUCUUGUUUGCAUGUUUGCAUCUUGUGAACUCAAUUAAAGUGAGUCAUUACAAUAUGAAAA
Molecule: messenger RNA, 743 nt
Organism: Hippocampus comes (tiger tail seahorse)
Lineage: Eukaryota; Metazoa; Chordata; Actinopteri; Syngnathiformes; Syngnathidae
Gene: smdt1b
Product: single-pass membrane protein with aspartate-rich tail 1b
Exons: 3
Coding region: 103-402 (99 amino acids)
Biological process (GO): mitochondrial calcium ion homeostasis; calcium import into the mitochondrion
Cellular component (GO): uniplex complex
Source: RefSeq, a predicted model, not a curated record